This is a messenger RNA of Sander lucioperca (pikeperch), 1579 nucleotides long. It is a transcript of the gene dek, whose product is annotated as DEK proto-oncogene. The record is from RefSeq and is a predicted model, not a curated record. The transcript is spliced from 12 exons. Gene Ontology annotation, cellular component: nucleus. NCBI's taxonomy places the organism in Eukaryota, Metazoa, Chordata, Actinopteri, Perciformes, Percidae. Gene Ontology annotation, biological process: regulation of double-strand break repair; chromatin organization. Gene Ontology annotation, molecular function: histone binding; DNA binding. The coding region runs from base 155 to 1564 and encodes 469 amino acids.
UCUUUGGUCCAAUCAGUGGAGUAGCCGCCGCAGUAAUCCCCGCCUCCCAGAUAAACCGCCAUCAUGAAAUUGAAAACAAGAAACUAGACGAGACACGCAGUCCACUCUGCUUCACAACAACAAGGAUUAAUCAGACGGACUGAGGCAGUGUGAUAUGAGUGAGAUGGCGGGCGAAGCAAAGGACGGCUCUGCAGUGUCAGAGGAAGAAGUGGAGGACCUGCAGGAGACGUCGCAGGAAGACCUGUCGAGUCCGAAGAAAAGCAGCGCCAAAAUAUCUGGUGAAAUCAUCGAAGGCAAGCGGGCAAAGAAGACAGUCGAGAGGCUCGAUUUCCAGGCACCAAAGCAAAAGGAGAAGCUCAAGACUGGAGAUGGUAGCGGAGAUAAAUUGGGAGACAUUCCACGUAUCGGCUUCCAGAUCAAUAAGAUAAAGGCAGCUGACCUGAAACCUCUUCACGCCAUCCUGUUCGACAGACAGGGAAAGAUGGCCCUGUUAAAGAAGAACCUGCGUCUGUUUAACGGCUUUCCUUUUGACGCCGACAGCGAACAGUACACCAAGAAACGAGAAAAACUCCUCAAGAAUUCAAACUUAACCAACACAAAACUGAAGGUUGUCUGUGGUGUUUUGGAUCUGGAGAAGAAAGGAACCCACGCCGAUCUGGUCGACAGGAUCCUGACUUUCCUUAUUGAACCUAAAAACAGCGGGAAGCGUCUGCCGGUGAAGAAAAAGAGGAAAUCAAAGAAGAAACUGUCUGGCGACGACUCCGAGACCAGCACCAAGAAGAAGAGCAAACCCAAACCCCGAAGCUCGUCCUCCAGUCCCAAGAAGUCCAAAGCCGGAAGCAAGUCCAAAGCCAUCGUCAUGGACUCGAGCAGCGACGAGGAUGGCGACGAGGACGAUGAGAAGGCGGCGGCUUCAGCUGAGGCCGAGGGAUCGGACGCAGAGGACAAACCAUCCGAGAAAGAAGAGGACCACUCCGACAAGUCAGAGGAGUCUGCUGAGGAGGAGGAGGAGGAGGAAGAAGAAGAGGAGGAGGAGGAGGAAGACGAUGAUGAGUCUCCCAAAUCAAAGUCCGGCAGAGGGAAGUCUGCUUCCAAGAAAUCGGCCCCGGUGAAAAGACAGAAGCCACCGGCAAAGAAGACGGCUCCUCCUAAAAAGAGAGCGAAGAAGGAAGUUUCAGACGCGUCCGAAUCGGACGCCGACAGUGAAGCUGAGGAGAAGCCCAAAAAGAAGAAAUCGACUCCAGCCAAACGUGCCGCCAAAAGCAAGAAGGCCGACAGCAGCAGCAACAGAAAAAACAACACAAACACAGCCGAGGACAGUUCAGACGACGACGAGCCGCUCAUCAAGAUGGUGAAGAAGGCGCCGACAGACGAGCAGCUGAAGGAGACGGUGCAGAGUCUGCUGAAGGAGGCCAACCUGGAGGAGAUGACCAUGAAGCAGAUCUGCCAGAGGGUGUUUGACACCUACCCGGACCACGACCUGGCCAGCAAGAAGGACUACAUCAAACAGACUGUUAAAUCUGAACGAAGCCAGGAGAGUGCAGUGCCACUGAUGUUGCAGUAGGUUUCCAGUCGGGAC